Molecule: messenger RNA, 2727 nt
Organism: Hevea brasiliensis (rubber tree)
Lineage: Eukaryota; Viridiplantae; Streptophyta; Magnoliopsida; Malpighiales; Euphorbiaceae
Product: putative E3 ubiquitin-protein ligase RF298
Exons: 5
Coding region: 223-2448 (741 amino acids)
Source: RefSeq, a predicted model, not a curated record
GCAUACUCACCCCAGCAAGUGCAGUAGCAGCUGACAAAUGCAGCAAAGGGGAGGCCUUUGCUCGAGACUUUCCCUAUCUCUAAGAUCGAUUCUCACUGUUUUUGCACAUGGAUUGAAGGAAGCCAAUCCAUUUUCUCUUCUGCAACGACCCUUCUAGGUUUAAUUGAUAAAGAUUUUGACCGUCUGGACAAACUUCUUGUUAUUGUUAGAAAAGUGGAUGAAAUGUCUAAUAGUGGUGGUGGCCAUAGCAACUUAGGUUCUUCUUCUUCAUCUAUCUCUCAACAAGAUAUAGGAGAUAAAUCUCAAAACCCACAAGGGCCUCAGCCUGGUGAUUGGGAUGAUCCCAUUGCAUUCCAACUUGAAGAACUAUUGUUCUCUAAUAUACGAACAAUUUUCCAGAAUGCAAUUAAGCAGCUUUGUGAAAGUGGUUAUAGUGAAGAUAUUGCUCAAAAGGCCAUUUCGAGAAUGGGAUUGUACCAGGGUGGAACAGACCUUGUGGCAAACAUAGUGAAUGAUGCUGUGACCUUAUUGAAGAGAGGGAAGGACAUUGACAAUUCAAAGAAUAUUGUUUUUGAGAAUUUGCAGGAGAUGGUGGAGUACACGAUGUUAGAGCUGGUUAAUGUGCUUAGAGAAGUUAAGUCAUCAUUAUCCACUGGAGAAGCAAUGUGGUGGUUAUUAGUAUGUGAUAUGAACAUUUCACAGGCAUGUGCUGUGGAAGGAGAUCUACUCAAUGAAUUUGGUGGUAAAAAAUUCCCAGGAGAGAGCUCUUCUGAUUCUAGUCUUCCCAAAUCAGGGUUGGAGGCCCAAUGCUCUAGACCUAUUCCUUCAAAUACCAAAAAGGAGAAUUUUCUUUCUACGCCAGCAAGUUUUGAGACAUCCUCAGUCCAGCCUAAGUCCCAAACAUCUGCUUUUGAAGGAAAAUCAAAGAAGGGACGCAAGUCACUCAACAAGAAAGAACUUGCAGCUGGGAAGAAAACCAUAAAUUCGGAGAGGGUUCUGAUGAACCAUGGUAAAUCAGGUUCUCAAUCGGGAAAUGUUACUAGUUUUGGUAGUUCUAAUGUGGAAAAGAGAAUGAAGUCUCCUUUUGAAUCACAUGGUGUGAAAACAAAAAAUUCUGCUUCCAAUACAAAAGCCAAAGUUCAAGCCCCUAUGACAGAUGGAAGUUCUCAGGUUCCUAGCAAUAGUCCAUCUGUUGUAUCUGCAUCAGGUGACUCUUCAAAAGUACAUAUGAUGGGGACAAUAUCUGCAUCGGCUGCAACAAAUACUGAACUUACAGUUUCUGGAAAGAAGCCUCCAUUGCAGCCUGAGACCAGCAACUUUGAGUAUCCAAAAAUAGCUGAUUACUAUGCUAGAAUUCCAUAUGAUGAGUCUCUGGGGAAGUAUGUUCCACAAUAUGAGAAAGAUGAAUUGAUUCUAAGAUUGGUUCCUGAGGUGCAGGAACUACAGAAAGAACUACAAAGUUGGACAGAUUGGGCCAAUCAGAAAGUUAUGCAGGCUGCUCGUAGGCUUAGCCAAGACAAGCCUGAGCUUGAGGCAUUAAAAUUGGAGAAGCAAGAGGCAGAACAAUUCAAGAAAGAGAAGAAAAUGUUAGAGGAGAAUGCCAUGAAAAGGCUAUCAGAAAUGGAGCUUGCCUUGAUUAAUGCUACUGGCCAGAUUGAGAUGGCUAAUUCUACUAUUCGCAAACUUGAGGUGGAGAAUUCUCUGCUAAAGGAUGAGUUGGACAUUGCAAAAUUGCAGGCUGUGGAGUCAGCUGUAAAUUGUGAGGCAGCAUUGGAGAGGGAGCAUAAGGCCCUAAAGAAUGCUCAAUCAUGGAAGGGGCAGAAAAGCUUGUUGCUGGAGGAGCUCGAGACUCACAAACAGAAGGUGGUCAAACUGCAACAAGACAUAGGAAAGGCAGAAAAGAUCAAGAACCAAAUUGAGGCUAGAUGGGAACAGCAGAGAUUGCUGAAGGAAAAAUUGCUUGCAGAGGCUGUCUCAAUAAAAGAUGAACGAGAACAACUUGAAGCUGCAGCAAAAGCAGAGGAGGAUAUGGUCAGACAAAAAGCAGAAAAUGAUUUGAAGAAAUAUAUGGAAGACAUCAGCAAGCUUGAGAAACAAAUAUCUGAAUUGAAUUUGAAGACUGAUGCUUCAAAAAUAGCUGCUCUGAGAUGGAGCAUUGACGGAAACAAGUGCCAAGGGGAUGACCUCACUAUAAAGGGAAGUCAAGACUCUAAUAUCUUCAAUAAGGAAGUGAAAAUCCAGGGAACUUUUGGAAGUGGAGGUCUGAAACGGGAUAGGGAAUGUGUGAUGUGCUUAUCUGAAGAGAAGUCUGUGGUUUUCCUCCCUUGUGCACAUCAGGUCCUCUGUAAAGAAUGCAAUGAGCUCCACAAGAAAGAGGGAAUGAAGGACUGCCCAUCUUGUAGGAGUCCUAUCCAGCAACGCAUUCCAGCCCGCUUUGCUCAUCCAUGAGCCCAAUAUACUUUUUUGACGGAAUAAAACCUGGUUAGAGGAAGUGAUGUUGAUCACUGAGAGGAAGUUAUGUUGAGCUUCACUCAAAACAAUCCUGUUCAAAAUACAUAUAUAUAUAUAUAUUUUGUUUGCCUUUAGGUUGUAGAUAGUUGACAGAAGUAGUAAAGAAAGAAAAAAGAGGAAAAGAAAAGAAGAAGCAUGUAGAGUUUGAGACAUGAUGUAAAUACAGGUUAAAAGCUGUUAUCUAUAUAUGAAAUAUGAACCUUCUUUUUUGCCUCA